This is a messenger RNA of Petromyzon marinus (sea lamprey), 8273 nucleotides long. The record is from RefSeq and is a predicted model, not a curated record. NCBI's taxonomy places the organism in Eukaryota, Metazoa, Chordata, Hyperoartia, Petromyzontiformes, Petromyzontidae.
GGGCUGGCCGGAAGGAGCGGGCGCUCCCGUCAUGCCGUGCGCGGGAGAGAUGUCGCUCGCCAUGUUGGGAGUAGGGAUGAGGGUGCGGCGGCCCUAAGCGAUUGUCGGCGCGGCCGCCCCCCGCCAUCCGCCGGCAUCGCGGGCUUCACAAGCCGCGCCCGGCGGGAAAUGAGUAUCCCGUGCGUGCUGGCGAUGAACGAGACGACCUGGCAAGAGAGUCAGGCGGCGGUGGGGCCGGUGAUAGUGGCCGCUCAGGGCGCCGUGGCCGGCCGCCCUCCCAGCCCGGCCCCCGUGCAGGCGCAGGCGGCGCAUGCGGCGGCGGCCGCGGCUGCGGCGGCGGCGGCGGCCGCGGCGGUUCAAGCCCAGGCGCAGGCUCAGGCGGCCGCCUUCGCCGGGCGCUCCCAGGACGACGCGGCCGUGGGCUACUUCUUCCAGAGGCAGCACGGCGAGCAACUGAGGGGAGCGAGCUACGCGGGGAAGCACCGAUGGCCCACAGGCGACGGGGCUGAGCAGGUGAUGGACGGGUGCGCUUUUCCAGUGUCGUGCUUGCCAGUGGUCCGCUCUGUGGAUGAGCUGAACCAGGACUUCCAAGCACUGGCACUGGAAAGGAGGAGCUUAGGAGAUCAGCUGCUUCCCAGCAAAAAGUUUUGGGAGACAGAUGAGACUGGCAAGGAUGGCCCAAAGGGAAUUUUCCUGGAAGACCAGUGGAGGGAGAAUGCCUGGGGAGCCUCUGAUCACUCGGUGUCCCAGCCCAUCAUGGUGCAGCGUCGCCCAGGCCAGCCGGGCUUCCAGGCCGGCGGUGUUGGCGGCGGCGGCAGCGAGGUGGGCUCUGUGUUGUCGCCGCGCUCGGAGACCGGCGGCCUUGGUGUCAGCAUGGUGGAGUACGUGCUCAGCUCGUCACCUGGAGACAAGCUCGACACUCGUCUCCGCAAGUCCACAUACGGCACCGUCGAGUGUGACAUGUCGGACGGAGACAAGGCGGACAAGAAGGGCGUGAAGGUGGCGGGGUUUGAGGACGACAAGGGCAGUGGCAUGAAAGUGGAGGGCGACGGAGACGUGGCAGGGAAGGCCAACGGGCUGGGCCUGCAGAAUGGCGUCGAUUCAGACGGCAAGGACUUCAGCCGUGCCCCUGGCAGCUGUCAUUCAUCACCGGCCGAGGUUGUCGAGCGCCUGGGUGUCCCCGGAAACCCCGGAGUGGACCCGAUGGCGGCAGGAGUGGGGGUGCCCGUGGGCGUGGGGGGUGGGCCUGGCAUGCAGGUGGGUGUGAACAAGCCUGGAGAGGACUACGGCGGUGGAGGGGGAGGCGGCGGCGUUGGCCCCGGUGGAAUGGACGGGCAGUCGUUGCCCAUGGAUCCGUCGGGCAUGAUGGAGCCCAUGGGCAUGGAGCCCCUGCAGUUCGACUACACGGGUGGCCAGGUCACCAUGGAGUCCAGCGGAGGCAACCCCAUGGGGCUGUUUGACUAUGGGGCACAGCAGCAGCAACAGCAGCAGCUUUUUCAAAGAUCCAGUGCUCUGGCGAUGCAGCAGCAGAUGUCCAGUGCGCAGCAGCAGCAACAACAGCAGCAGCAACAGUAUACCUUGGCCACUGCACAACAGCCACCGCUGGGCAUGUUUUCAACUGGCCUCGCCCCCGCCUUCAUCCCCAACCCGUACAUCAUCGGUGCAGCCGGUCCACCUGGCUCUGACCCCUACUCAUCGGGCUUGGCUGCUGCCACCCUGACGGGUCCCACUGUGGUUCCCCCGCAGUACUACGGCAUGCCCUGGGGGGUGUACCCGGCCAACCUCCUGCAGCCACAGGCGGCCGCUGCCAUGGCCGCCUCCAACAGCGGCAACCAGCAGGGCAACCCGGGUCAGCCCAGCCAGCAGAUGCUGAGAGCUGGGAGUGGUCAGCGACCUAUGACCCCUAACCAGAGUUCUCAAGGCCAGCAAGGGGAAGCCAUGGGUGCGGUGACAGCUGGGCAAGCUCUCGCCUUCGGACCGGGCCUGACCACAGGCGUACAAGGCUACCAGGUACUGACGCCGGCGUACUACGACGCGUCGGGCGCGCUCGUCAUGAACCCCGGCGCGGGCCGUUCCGGCCUGGGCGGCCCCGUGCGCCUCAUGGGACCCACGCCCGUACUCAUCAACCCCUCGGCGGCUGCGGCCGCUGCCGCCGCGGCAGCUCAGGCCGGCGGUGGCGCUGGUGGAGCCGGCGGUCUGGCCGGCACCAUCAACGGGCUGUUCCGCGGCAUGGGCCUGUCCAGCCAGCAUCACCAGCACCACCAGCAACAGCAGCAGUCCCAGCAGCACCACCACCAGCAGCAGCAACAGCAGCACCAGCAGCAACAGCAGCAGCAACAACAGCAGCAGCAGCACCACCAGCAGCAGCAGCAGCACCAGAUGAGCAGCGCGGCCGCCGCUGCAGCGGCCGCCGCCGCCCAGGGCCACCCGUCGGCCUUCUACGGCAACCACGGCGGCGGGAUGGGAGGGCCGCUGUCCAGCCCGUCUCAGGGAGGCGCCGGCAUGUCAGGUGGCGGGGGCGGUGGCGGCGGCGGCGGCGGCGGGGGCGGAGGAUCGCUCUUCUCGCCCGGCCCGUCGCCCGGCGCCCACCAGCUCGGCAACGCGGGUUCACCGCUCGGGGGAGGGUUCGGCAACCACAGCGGCCCGACACCGGCGUCGCUGGGCGCCAGCAUCGGCUCCGGACUGGGCUUUGGCAACACCGGCACGUCCGCCGCAAGCGGGGGGCCGCUGGGGCUACGACGUGACUCGCUGGGCGCAGGCCUCGACUACAAGCGACCCAGCAGCAGCCUGGCACCUAUCGGGCAGCCCUUCUACAACGGCCUGGGAUUCUCCACCUCGCCCGGACCGCUCGGCAUGCUGGGAGCCAGCCACGGACCACCCCACUCACUCACUCCGCCGCCCUCGCUGUCCAUCCCCUCGCAUGGAUCAGCGUCCAACCUCAACCUUGGUUGGUCGCCAGCCUUAGGGGGUCUGACGAGCGGGAGCGGGCGCUUCGUGUCGGCGGCGCCAGGUGCCGAGGCCAAGUUCCGCAGCUCGGCCGGCAUGGGCGUCGGCGUGGGCUCCGCCUCGGCGCUGUUCGGUAACUCGGGCAGCCAGCUCUUCCCGACCCAAGCGGCGGCCGCCGCGGCCGCCGCUGCCGCCGCGGCCGCCGCGGCCGUCGGCGGGGGGAGCGGAAGCGCGGCGGGUGGAAUGUGCGGCGUGGGCGGCGGAGCUCCGGCGAUGCGGUUCCGUUACUGCGGCGGCGGGGCCGGAGGCGGCCCUGGCGGUGGCCCUGGUGGUGGCGUCGGCGGCGGGGGAGGCGUCUGCGGCGGCGGUGGCGGCGUCGGCGGCGGAGGCGUUGGAGGGGGACCCGGCGGGAAGAUGGACGGACUGAACCCUGGUCGCAGUCGCCUGCUGGAAGACUUCCGCAACAACCGCUUCCCCAACCUGCAGCUGCGAGACCUCACGGGGCACAUUGUGGAGUUUGCUCAAGACCAGCACGGCUCCAGGUUCAUCCAACAAAAGCUGGAGCGCGCGGGGCAGGCGGAGCGACAGCUGGUCUUCAAUGAGAUCCUGCAGGCCUCCUACCAGCUGAUGACUGACGUCUUUGGCAACUACGUCAUUCAGAAGUUCUUUGAGUUUGGCAGUCUGGAGCAGAAGCUCGCGUUGGCCCAGCGCAUCCGUGGCCACGUGCUGCCCCUGGCGCUGCAGAUGUACGGGUGCCGAGUGAUCCAGCGUGCCCUCGAGUCUCUCCCGCAAGAACAGCAGGCGGUGCAGACAGAGAUGGUGGCCGAGCUUGACGGACACGUGCUCAAGUGCGUCAAGGAUCAGAACGGAAACCACGUCGUUCAGAAGUGCAUCGAGUGCGUGCAGCCGGUGGUGUUGCAGUUCGUCAUCGACGCCUUCCACGGACAGGUGUUUGCGUUGUCGACGCACCCGUACGGCUGCCGCGUGAUCCAGAGGAUCCUGGAGCACUGCACCCCGGAGCAAACCCUCCCCAUCCUGGAGGAGCUGCAUCAGCACACGGAGGCCCUCGUGCAGGAUCAGUACGGCAACUACGUGAUCCAGCACGUCCUGGAGCACGGGCGGCCCGAGGAUAAAAGCAAGAUCGUGGCGGAGCUCCGAGGGAAGGUGCUCGCGUUGAGCCAGCACAAGUUCGCCAGCAACGUGGUGGAGAAGUGCGUGUCCCACUCGUCGCGCGCCGAGCGAGCCAUGCUGAUCGAGGAGGUGUGCGCGAGCGGCGAGGGCUCGCACGGACCGCUCUACGCCAUGAUGAAGGAUCAGUACGCCAACUAUGUUGUGCAGAAGAUGAUCGACGUGGCCGAGCCUCCGCAGCGCAAGAUCCUCAUGCACAAGAUCCGACCCCACGUGGCGACCCUGCGCAAGUACACGUACGGAAAGCACAUCCUGGCCAAGCUGGAGAAGUACUUCCUGAAGAACAGUGCCGAUCUGGGGCCCCUCGGCGUGCCCACGGCCAACGGCAUGAUCUGAAACAGGGGCCUCCAGCCACCCGUCGUCCCCAGCACCCACCCGCCAUCGCCCACUCUCACGGGGCUCCAUUCCCAGGUCGACAGUUGCGAUGCCGAAGGCCGAGCAGGUGAAAGGGACAGCCUUUCUUUUGCUCCGUCCUGCCUUCACCCCGUCGACCUGUGAGUGGGCUCAUUAGAAAGGACCCCCCGCCCCCCCCCCCCCUAAACGUCCCAGUGUAUAAUUAACCAGUGUGUUACUUCCCGAGGUAAUAAUUUUCCUUUCUGUACAUUAUUAUUUUUUAAUAUAAAUAACCAUCACAAAGACAAAACCUCUCUUGGUUCUCUUACUCCUGCCCACUCGCCACGCGAUUCCUCCCAAGCGGCUGCGGCGGAGUUUGGUUUUUAAAAAUCUCUCGCGCGAGCGUUUCGUCGGCACCAGCGCCGCGCGUGUUCCCUUUCUUUCACACGCCGGCGGUCCUCGUCGCUUGACCAAUCGGCGCCUCCCUGUAGAAGCCAUUUGUAAAAUAGGUUUGUACAUUACAUUGGCCCCCGCAUUGGGCACUGAAGGAGACGUUGUUAAAUCUUUAACCCACUCAGAGGUCGCCCACACAAACGGCCGCUUGCGAGGGCGAUGCUCGGCGCGCCACUCGCAGCCUUUAAAUUGAGUAGCGUUUAAUUUUACCCCGCGUUAACCUGUAACUAGAGUGUCCAUUUUUUCAUAAGUUUGUAAAGAAAUUUUGAGAUUUGCAGUACAAGUUUUUAGUCGUAGAUUUGCGUAUAUUUGAGGUUAAAAAAAAUUUGUACAAAAGCAUCGGUUUGUGAUUUAUUGUAGUGUCCAUAGUGAGAAAAAAACACAACAUAUUACAUAGUUUGUGAAUUGCUGUACAUAACAAAGAGGCCAGGAGAAGAGUGGGUGUUAAGUGGUUCCUUACAUGUGCUCGUGUCCAGGGAAGCUGACUCGUGUUAAAUGUCUUUAUAAAACUUGUCAGAUGUUUGGACUCGAUUUUUCAACAACAGAUAAUGCAUAUUCACGCGGUCUGCAACGAGUGGUCUCUUGGCUUCUCCCCCCCCCUUCCGUUGGUUCCCGGACCACCUUGUGCGAGUUGCACCCGAACGUCGUCUUGUAGUUGCUGCGAUGCGCGGACCCCCCCCCCCACUGCGUCUGCCAACUCGUGUCAGGCCACACCGCACGUGGCGGCUGAGGCGACGCCGAUUACGCUCGACAGCGUGGCCAUUCGGACUUCGUUUGGAGGGCGUCGAUUGACUCGUUUGCAUUUUUCGAAGACUUUUACCACCUAUCGCUGUACACGUGUAAAGGUUCGUGUGGUGUGUGUGUGUACAUGUGCGCUUGCCAAGCAUACAUAUAUAUUUAUACGUAUACAUAUGUAUUUUUUGGGGAGAGGGGGGGGGGGCACGCGUUCGCCACCGACCUUUACGGGGGGGGGGGGUUACUUUGACCACCACAAGCCUUCCGUGCUUGCCUUCUUGAAAACGUAGGACAGGAAAGGAAGUUUGAAAAAUGAGACGACGGAUAAGCACGUUGCGCGUAGUCACAGGAGAUUAAAAGCGAGGAUGCGUCCACCUCGAAUAUUGGAUCCGUUGUGAUCGACGACGAGCGUGUGUCGCUGCGCUGCAUCUUUCCACACCACAGCACCGAGCGGUGCGCACGGACAUUGAUUUGACCUCAAAAGAAAAUGUGGGGUUUUUAAACAUUAGUUUCUUUUUGUCACCGGUGGGUAGAGGAGGAGGGGAAUCGAAUCCAGCUUGGGGGGGAGGCGGUGAGUGGUGCAUGGUACUGCGUGGUUUCAGUAGUAGCAGCAGCUUUUUGCAACUUGUGAGGGUGUUUUCUUAUUUUUUUGUAAUUCACGGUUAACAUCCGGAGAAUGGGAUCUCGCUCGGGGCCGUCAUUGUCAUCAUCCAGCAUCUCGUUGGAAUGACGACGCCAAUUAUUUUCCCGUUCCACCCCCCCCCCCCCCCCCCCCCCCCCCCGGAGGCUGAAUGAGGUGUUCGGGUUUUCUGCUUUUAAACCACCUCCAAGCCACCCCAGCCCGGCUGGGAGUGGGUGGCAGGGCCUGCGUAUCGAAGAAGAAUCGACCGGUUCGGCCUCCCCGGGGUGUCGAAUUGGGAGCCGACUUUGAGCCGUUGUGCUUUGCGUGCAGCCCACACCACGAGUUAACCGGUCCCGAUGCUGCCGUUUCGUUGGCACAAUUUAUUUCUUAAUAUCUCAGUGGCCAGCAGAGGGAAAGCCCAACGUCCUCUGGCCCCUUCUGUCCUGCAGUGUCGUUUUUUCGCAGGUCUGUAAGCGUUGUGUAGGAUCCUAAGGCGUGUUGUUAACUUAGAUACCAUACGUAUAUAGAAACCACGUUGGAUUUUAUGUAAUCUGAGAUUGGAUGCAUUGUUAAUUGUAGUAUUGUAUGAAAUAUAUUAAUCAUGCUUGGGCUAAUAUUAUUUUCUUCCCUGUAUACAGUGUAUGAUGUCUUAUUAUGUAUGAAUAAUACUGAUGGUAAUCAAAACAAACACUUUGUGUAUGUUAGAGGUGCACAGUGUAAUAAUUAACAUGAUUGUACAUUAUAUUUGUAUACAUUGUAAACCGGCUUACUGUAUAUGUGAAAAUCUUGCUAAAAAAAGAAAAAUUAAAAAACAAGCCAAGUUUGAAUGCUGUGGAAUCCUACAUGUUGAUGUACAUUCUCUUAUCUAGCUGUAAUGUGGUGUAACAUAAAUUAUACCCAAGUAACUUGAGUGGACAUUUUUCAAGCUUUGUAUAACUGAAUGGGAGUCGUUACCCUUUCGUGUUAAUACUAUCGUGUAAUUUUAUUCUUUAUCACUGUUAAUACGUUUCAGCUUACAUUUUUGUUUGGAUUUUUAUCAUGGUUCGACUGCUGUGCAUAUACAUAGUUAACGUUUGGCUUUAUACUUUGCUCACCUCUUCUCUAACGUAGUUACCAUGGAACAAAUUAUAAUGUAAUAAAUUUCUUUCCUUGUAAAAUCGGUGCCGAUCCGGCUAUAUAAAGCGAUGUACAGUAGGGAAUUUGAGUUUAAAAGAAAAAUGCACUCAAAACUAUCUAUUCACCUUUUGCUUUCAUCUUCUUGGAUUCGCAGUUCAUUUUCAAAAGGGCACGGAAAGUUUUCUGGUUUUCCCCCCCUCCCACCUCAGACUCUUGAGUACAAAACCUGUGACGCGCCGCUCGGCACCGGCAUGGCAACCUUACGGCUCUUUCACGAUCAAGAAAACCACCACCACCACCACCUACCACCGAAACUUAAAAUACGCGUGGCAAGUAAUGAACCGUUCCAAGUGACAGUCCGCUGUGUAAAUGGAUGCAUGCAGGCGAAUUCCUUAUCGUGGCUGCUACCGGUGCCCGCUCGCGAGCCCCAUUUGCUUUGUGAAUGUGGUGAUGUGCGCACGUUUGGAACGCAUCAAAAGCGAAUCCCACCCAUCUCUCUGGCCUUGUCUUAAAAAUGAAAUUGCACCGUGUGUGUGUGUGCGCGCGCGUGCUGAAACUUGGAAGAAAUGAAAAAAAAUGUCCCCCUGCCCAUAAUAAUUGCCGUCUUUGAUUUGGGGAUUCGCAAACCUGUUACGUGUCACGUACGUGUAAAAUACUUCUUUGUUUCCAUGGCAACUAUUUUAUUUACAAACAAAAUAACACGUAUUACUGUAGCAAAUGGAGCCACGUUUUUCAGCCCAGUGCCGUCUGCUUUUUGACCUCAAUUUUCACGCUUUUUUUUCGCUCACCAAGCAACGAUACUUAUUAAUACUGUAUUAAUGAUGUAUUAGUGAUGCGUUGAGUAUAAAUUACGCUACUAAUAAAGAAAGGAGAAAAAAAA